UCGCCUCGCCAGGCCAGGUGCCUUGACAUUGAGAAACACCCACUGACUAGUGUCAGUGACUUUACAGCAAUCCUUAUGUAACCCAGGUUAUCUUCCAGAGUUAUUGAGCCUAAAUUCCUUAAAAAAAAUUCUCCAUGUUUAGGAACCGUUUUCGGUAGAAUAAAAAAUUACGAGGGUUACUUGAACGCAGCAUGGAGCGUUUUGAACAGGUGAGCAGAGGCUCAGCUAACUGCCUUCAGCGGAGUAAUAGAUGACUGGAAACUUCUAGGAAUGUAAGGUUGAUCACUUGAGAAGGGUUUAAGAUUAUUUGUGAGAAGUUUUUAUUGAAACAAAAGUGUUUUAUGAUUAUAGAGUGUGUCCGCUACUGGAGGAGGAGCCGUUAGAAGUAGACCUCGAUUUGUUUUUUGAGGAAACCCUUUGGUGAGUUAAUCUAAUGUUUCAUGGACUGGAUGUAAAUGUAGAUGUGAAACAAAGUAGGAAAAAACGUUGAUGUAAGCUAUGCUAAGCUGUGUUCUGUGAAAUAUAUGUAUGUUUUUGAGCGUUCGUGACGGUCUCAUGUAGCCGCAUUUUUAAGCCACCCGGCUAGCUGUUAGCUCAGUUUCUGUGAGUAGAUGUGUUAAACUGUUGAGAAAAUGAAUUGUACACAAAUUUCCUGUGAAGAUAGGGUGAUUUGUUUUGCUUUUAUAUUUAUUUUGUUAAUGAAAUCUACUUUUCCAAGUACAGUUAUUUUGUGAGCUUGGAAGAUAAUAGAAAAAAGAGGGUGACAUUAUUAUAAUUUAGUUGCAUAUGUUUUAUGCAGGCUUGUUGAUUGAGGUUGAAAUCACCUUUUCCUGCCUGGAAAGCCAACACAUUUAAGGACUCAGAUGCACUGCUUUGGUCCACUGGAGGGGUAUUCAUACUCAUGGGUGCCACAUCCAUGGCAGGAAGUCUUCAUCAUAUCCUGUUUCGUCAAAGAUGUGCAUUCAUGUUUCAUCUCCACCAUAACCUAGAAGAUUUCUGCCAUGUUGUGGGGUUGCUAAUGCUAACAGUUACUAGCCAAGAUGCGCUCUGCUCUCUCCUGGACAGCAAAUCAUCAACAGCCUUCCCCGUCGCGAGCCAAGAUGGCAAACCGGAGCGCCCUCCUCUUCCCCCUCCUCUUCCUCUUCUUGCAUCGUUCAGCCUGCCUGCUCUGGUCCACUUUUCUCUUCACACCGCUCCCUCUCUCUGCUGUCCCUUAUCUCUCUCUCACCCUUUCCAUUUCUUCCUCUCCGUCCUUCACCUCACUUCUCCAGCUGCCAGAAGCUCGCGGGCUCGUUGCUCUUCCUCCAACCACUGACGAGUCAGAGGAGCUCCAGACAGAAGUCUGUUUCUCUCCAUCAGGCAAAAUGGCAAUGAGCAGCAUCCUCAACGCUGACGACAUCAAGAAGGCUCUCGAUGCAUUUGCAGCCGCCGAGUCUUUUGACCACAAGAAGUUUUUCGACAUGCUGGGUCUGAAGUCCAAGUCCUCUGAUGAUGUGAAGAAAGUCUUCACAGCGUUGGAUGCAGAUAACAGCGGCUUCAUAGAGGAAGAGGAGCUCAAAUUUGUCCUGAAGAGUUUUUCCAAAAACGCCAGGGACCUGACGGACAAAGAGACCAAAGCCUUUAUAAAAGCAGCCGACAUGGACGGAGACGGCAAGAUUGGCAUUGAAGAAUUUUCUGCCCUUGUGAAAGAAUAACCAGCCACCCCUCACAAUGAAAGACCACCUCCCACCUACCGGCACAUCCUGGCCACCUCCCCGUCCCUCCCCCUGCUCCCCCUGCUCCCCACCCGCCAGUCCGGCCAAAUCCCUUCCCCUUGUCUCCUCUCUCUCCUCCACACAAGCUGCAGUGACCCUAUUUAUUUCAUCCUUUUUAUACAAACUGCUCUUUUUGGGUUUAUGUAUAGAGAUAAAGCAAACCUGUAGGAAUAAAACACAUUUAAAGGAAAACGUAGCAUUUCCUGCUCUUUUUCUCAUUUUUUCCUCCUAAUUCUUCACCUUUCUGCUUUUUUCCUCCUUUUAUCUCCAGUUCAUCACCUCUGGCUCAGUCCCCUCCCUGCACUGACUCUCCCAUUUCUCCUCCCAUCACCUCACCCUUCCCUCCAUCCAUCACUCUGUGCUCAGACGAUGAGAUGCUGUAAAGAAAAAGUGUCAAGCUGUAAAAGGAUGAAAUAAAAUGAAAAAGUAAAAAGCACA
Molecule: messenger RNA, 2192 nt
Organism: Nothobranchius furzeri (turquoise killifish)
Lineage: Eukaryota; Metazoa; Chordata; Actinopteri; Cyprinodontiformes; Nothobranchiidae
Source: RefSeq, a predicted model, not a curated record